AUGCGUCGAGUCAAGAAAUCCCGCAACGGGUGUUCCCGAUGCAAAACUAAGCGAGUGCGUAUAUUCUCUCACCUGGGUCGGUUGGCGCUUGUGAGAUGGGGCGUCCUAGCUAACGCAGAUCCACAGGUCAAGUGCGGAGAGGAGAAGCCUCACUGCAAUCGCUGUAGUCGCCUAGGGGUCCGAUGCCCCGGUUAUGUACAGUCCCUGAAAUGGGUCACCAAAUAUGAAGAGCCCAGUCCUGGAGCAUCGUCCGAUGGCAAGGCCUUGAGUCCUGCGCCUCCUCAAAUAUCACCGAAACAGCCUUCGCAUUCGACGGAGCAGCUUCUACCCACUGACGACCCCAUCGGCGGGACUUCGCAUAAUUUGGAAUCUUCGGAGUUUGGCCUCGAUGAAUCAAAUCCACUUUGCGAUCACCUGUGGGAUCUACCAGGCAACGGAUCCUUGCCUGAACUGUCUGAUCUAUGCCCAUCCCCAAUCCCGACAUCAUCGGCAUUCCAGCAGUCUCAUCAGGCGGUCGAUGACUUUAUCUCUUCUGCAGAAAAUGCAAUAGACCUCUCACAUUUCCUCUCAUUGAUCGGACCGACAAAUACCGACGAAGAAGGAGGGGGAGGGGGGAGGGGGAGGGUCAGGCACUAUCCGCCCGCACCGCAGCGAUCAACAUCUCGCGACUUCAUGUCAAUCUCCCGGCCACUAAACAACCCAUCAUGGACACUCAUCGAGUACUAUUUCAAAGAGGUCGCGGCCCUCUUCUCCAGCUACGACAGCCAAAUGAAUCCAUUCCGCACGACGGUAUCACGUCUAUGGGGCUCAUCACUAGCAAUGUGCCGCACAAUGCAAAGCAUGGCCGCCGCAACCCUAGUAAACGACUUCCCCCAAUUCGGACCCCUGGGCCGCAAAAUGCGAGACGAGGCCGUGGAAAUCAUAACCCGCGAAGCAGUCAUGGACGACAAAGCCCUCCUAGCCCUCCUCAUGCUCGGCCAAACAGCAAGCUGGCACGACCCACAGGAUCUGGGUAUAUCUUUCUUCAACCUCCUGCGCCAACAACUUACCACAAUCGGAUCAUCCACCACUCCAGACUUCGGCUUCGUGAAAAGCACAAGUAACAACUACCGCUUCUUCGAAGAAGCGCUUAUAUAUUGGGAAAUGCUGCUCUCCUUCGUCGCCGAUACAGACAUGGUCUCUUCAGACUCCCAUCCCUCCUCAAUGGACGAGCCCCUCGUUCUUCAACGAGUACCGCAUCCCUGGACGGGUAUCGCUCGCGAUACCCAAUUCACAGUACACGAAGUAGGCCGAUUAGUCCGACGUGAACGGCAACGUGUUCGCGCACGCAGAUUCACCUCGCAGGAAGAGAUCGCCCGCGCUCAGAUUGCCAUUGAGAAAGCGCGAGAACUGGAAGAAAGACUCCUCGCUCUUGCGCACCCUACUGAGGCGGAAAUCGUCUCGCCCGGCGAUGACGAAACACCUGUCUGGCACCUACUCACUAUGGCGGAGGUUUACCGUUGUACGGGGUUGAUGCAGUUAUAUCGCGUCUUUCCUGAUUUGCUUCGCAAUCGUCUACCUAAUUCCUCCUCCUCCUCAUCAUCGUCACCCACUUCCGCCCGAGACCCGUUCUUCCCGGUUGAUCUGGACAACACCGAACCCAACAAUUCAGAAACCCUAUAUAAUAACUGGCUCACGGAAUUCGCUAUAACAACCCUAUCCCGUCUAAAGACUAUCCCACUCGAAUCUCGCACAAGAUGUCUACAGCCUUUCCUACUCGUCGCAGCGAGUAGCGAGCUUCGUCUCCCGCGGUCAACAUCACACCUACCUCAGACUUCCCACGAUACCCCACAGAGUCGAACUCGAACUCGAAGUCAACAUCAGCCUCAACAUCAGCCUCAACAUCAAAAUCAUCAUCAAACUCCAGAUGACCUCGAAAACGACCACACCAAUGACUCCGAAGAUACCGAACAACCAAGUAUAUCAAUGGAAGCCAUCGAAAUCUCCCGCACAAGAAGAUUCAUCCUCGGCAGACUGACCUCAUUCCUACACGUGCUCCCGCCAAAACCGAUUAAUGUCUGUCUGAGGCUGGUGAGAGAGGUAUGGAAGAGGAUGGAUGCGGGGGAGACGGAUGCUUAUUGGAUUGAUGUUAUGAUUGAGAAGGGGUGGGAGACUACCAUGGGGUGA
Penicillium waksmanii is the source of this 2166-nucleotide messenger RNA. RefSeq names its product Zn(II)2Cys6 transcription factor. The transcript is spliced from 3 exons. Lineage: Eukaryota; Fungi; Ascomycota; Eurotiomycetes; Eurotiales; Aspergillaceae. The record is from RefSeq and is a predicted model, not a curated record. Bases 1 to 2166 code for a protein of 721 amino acids. Gene Ontology annotation, cellular component: nucleus. Gene Ontology annotation, molecular function: DNA-binding transcription factor activity, RNA polymerase II-specific; zinc ion binding; transcription cis-regulatory region binding. Gene Ontology annotation, biological process: positive regulation of transcription by RNA polymerase II.